AUGGCCGAUCAAGAAACUCCCUCUACUCCCACUACCGACUCCAAGCCAAAGCGUGCCCCUCCCAAACUAGGCAAGAAGUCUCCAGCCAAACAAGAACAAACCCCUCCUCCCUCCGAAGAAGGCCAGGAGCAGGAAAAAGAAGACGACAAGCCCCAAGAAGAAUCUAAACCCGAAGAGUCCGAGUCCGCCCCCAAACAACAAGAGCCAGACUCAGACCAAGAACAAGAACAAGAACAAGAACCAGAACAAGAAGCGCCUAAAGAACCUGAGCCAGAACCUGAGGCCAAGCCCGAACGUCGUCGUCGCCGCAAACCCCGUCCCCAAGAAUCAGACGUCGAGUCAAUCCCGCGCGAAAUGGAUGAUGAAAAGCCCCAGCGUCGCGUCCGCCGCCAGCGCCAGCCCAGACAGCAACAGCAACAAGACAACGGUCCCCUCGGCGGCCUACCGGGCGUCGGCGGAGUAGACCAAGCAGGCCAGCUCGUGCAGAACACAGCCGGGAAUGCCUUGAACGGCGUGACGGGCAGUGCGGGCAAGGCGGUCGGCGGGAUCCUAGGGGGUGGCGACAAGAAAGAAGAAGACGAUGGUGGCCGGGAUGAACAGCUUCGUUUGCGGCUGGACCUUAAUCUGGAUAUUGAGGUUCAGCUGAAGGCGAAGAUUCACGGCGAUUUGACGAUUGGCUUGCUUAAUUAA
Molecule: messenger RNA, 690 nt
Organism: Penicillium soppii
Lineage: Eukaryota; Fungi; Ascomycota; Eurotiomycetes; Eurotiales; Aspergillaceae
Exons: 2
Coding region: 1-690 (229 amino acids)
Source: RefSeq, a predicted model, not a curated record